Molecule: messenger RNA, 4624 nt
Organism: Eublepharis macularius
Lineage: Eukaryota; Metazoa; Chordata; Lepidosauria; Squamata; Eublepharidae
Product: zinc finger protein 883-like
Exons: 4
Coding region: 173-3313 (1046 amino acids)
Biological process (GO): regulation of cytokine production; negative regulation of transcription by RNA polymerase II; regulation of immune system process
Molecular function (GO): DNA-binding transcription factor activity, RNA polymerase II-specific; RNA polymerase II cis-regulatory region sequence-specific DNA binding
Source: RefSeq, a predicted model, not a curated record
GUCACGGGCACACCCACAAGAAUCAAGAAUACAAAGCCACCAGAAUGGACAAAAGUUGCAUACAAAUUUAUAGUAGAAGGGAUCGGUGACCUUCCAGGACGUGUCUGUGGAUUUUAGAGAGGAAAAGCGGUCUCUGGUGGCUCCUGGCCAAAGGGCUUUGUGUCUGGAAGUCAUGGCAGAGAUCUGUAGGGAUCUGGCCUCACUUGGAGAUGAGAAAGAAAUUGAGAAAAGUGGUGCAGAGCAGGGAAGGAGAACUCCAGAAAAGCCGCAGCAGAAAGAAUCUGUUGCUUCAGAAGAUGGCAACUGCAAUGAAACUCCAGGCCAAGAAGAAUGUCAUAAAGGAAACCUUUCUCUUGAACCAGGAGACACCCUCCUUACUGGUGAACUCAUAAGUAGUAAAUCAGAUCUUAGCACAUUUGACAAAACAAAUAAUGUGGAAGACCCACAUAAAUCUUCCACAAGUGGAAAAAGCUUAAGAGCAAAACCAUGCCUUCCUGUUCAUCAGGCAAACCGUGCAGGGGAGAAACCAUAUAAAUGUUAUGAGUGUGGAAAGCAUUUCACUAAGAAGGAGCACCUUACUUCACAUCGAAGAACCCAUACUGGGGAGAAGCCUUAUAAAUGUUCCGAGUGUGGGAAGAGUUUCAGUCAGAGCAUAAACCUCACUUCUCAUCAAAGAAUCCACACAGGGGAAAAACCAUACAAAUGCUCUGAGUGUGGGAAGAGUUUCACUCAGCGAGAGCACCUGACUUCACAUCAUAGAAUCCACACUGGUGAGAAACCAUAUCAAUGCUCAGAGUGUGGAAGCAGCUUCAGUCAAAGUACAAACCUCACUUCUCAUCAAAGAAUCCAUACUGGGGAGAAACCAUAUACAUGCCCAGCAUGUGGAAGGAGCUUCAGUCGGAGUACAGACCUAGCUAUCCAUCAAAGAAUCCACACUGGGGAUAAGCCGUAUUCGUGCUCAGAAUGUAGGAAGAGCUUCAGUCGGAGUACAGACCUUGCUAUCCAUCUAAGAAUUCACACAGGGGAGAAACCAUACAAAUGCUCUGUGUGUGAAAAGAGCUUCAGUCAGAGAUCAGCACUUACUUUACAUUACAGAACCCACACAGGGGAGAAACCAUAUGUAUGUUCAGAGUGUGGAAAGAGCUUUAGUCACAGCAAUAGUUUUACUUCCCAUCAGAGAAUCCACACAGGGGAGAAACCAUACGUAUGUACAGAAUGUGGAAAGAGCUUUAGUCAGAGCUCGGAUCUUACUAUUCAUCAGAGAAUCCACACAGGGGAGAAGCCAUAUACGUGUUGGGAGUGUGGAAAGACCUUCAGCCACCGCAACAGCCUUACUUCCCAUAAAAGGAUGCACACAGGGAAAAAACCGUAUGUAUGUACAGAGUGUGGGAAGACUUUCAGUCAGAGCUCAGACCUUGUUAUCCAUCAGAGAAUGCACACAGGGGAGAAACCAUACACAUGUUCAGAGUGUGGAAAGAGCUUUAGUCGAAGUUCAGACCUCGUUAUCCAUCAGAGAAUCCACACAGGGGAGAAACCAUAUGCAUGGGAGAAAUCAUACAAAUGUGUGGACUGUGGAAAGAGCUUUGCUCGGAAUCCAGAGCUUACCAUCCAUCGACGUAGCCAUACAGGUGAGAAACCAUUUAAAUGUGUGGAUUGUGGAAAGAGCUUCGCUCAGAGUGGACAGCUUACUGUACAUCGACGUAUCCACACAGGGGAGAAACCUUUUAAAUGUGUAGACUGUGGAAAGAGCUAUACUUGGAGUACGCAGCUUACUGUCCAUCGACGUAUCCAUACUGGGGAGAAACCAUAUAAGUGUGAGGACUGUGGAAAGAGCUUUGUUCAGAGUACAGCACUUACUGUCCAUCGACGUAUCCAUUCAGGGGAGAAACCUUUUAAAUGUGUAGACUGUGGAAAGACCUUUGCUCAGAGUACGCAGCUUACUGUCCAUCAACGUAUCCAUUCUGGGGAGAAACCUUUUAAAUGUAUGGAUUGUGGAAAGAGUUAUGCUUGGAGUAUGCAGCUUACUGUCCAUCGACGUAUCCACACAGGGGAGAAACCUUUUAAAUGUGUGGAUUGUGGAAAGAGCUAUGCUUGGAGUGCGCAGCUUACUGUUCAUCGACGUAUCCAUUCAGGCAAGAAACCAUAUAAAUGUGAGGACUGUGGAAAGAGCUUUGUUCAGAGUACAGCGCUUACUGGCCAUCGAUGUAUCCAUUCAGGGGAGAAACCGUUUAAAUGUGUGGAUUGUGGAAAGAGCUUUGCUCGGAGUACACAACUUAAUGAGCAUCGACGUAUCCAUACUGGGGAGAAACCAUAUAAGUGUGAGGACUGUGGAAAGAGCUUUGUUCAGAGUACAUCACUUGCUGUCCAUCGACGUGUCCAUUCAGGGGAGAAACCUUUUAAAUGUGUAGACUGUGGAAAGACCUUUGUUCGGAGUACACAGCUUACUGUCCAUCAACGUAUCCAUUCAGGGGAGAAACCUUUCAAAUGUGGGGAUUGUGGAAAGAGCUUUGCUUGCAAUAGGCAGCUUACUGUCCAUCGACGUAUCCAUUCAGGGGAGAAACCAUUCAAAUGUGUGGACUGUGGAAAGAGCUUUGCUUGGAGUUCAAACCUUAUUGUCCAUCGACGUAUCCAUACAGGGGAGAAACCAUAUAAAUGUCUGGACUGUGGAAAGAGCUUUGCUGAGAGUACGUAUCUUACUAUCCAUCGAUGUAUCCAUUCAGGGGAGAAGCCUUUUAAAUGUAUGGACUGUGGAAAGAGCUUUGCUCGGAGUACAGAUUUUAACAUCCAUCGGCUUAACCAUUCAGGGGAGAAACCAUAUAAAUGUACGGACUGUGGAAAGAGCUUUACUCAGAGUCCAUCCCUUACUGUCCAUCAACGUAUGCAUACAGGGGAAAAACUAUAUAAAUGUGUGGAUUGUGGAAAGAGCUUUGCUCGGAGUACAGAUCUUACUGGCCAUCGACGUAUCCACACGGGGGAGAAACCAUAUAAAUGUGUAGACUGUGGAAAGAGCUUUACUCAUAAAGCACAGCUUACUGCCCAUCAACGUAUACAUUCAGGGGAGAAACCGUUUGAAUGUGUCAACUGUGGAAAGAGCUUUACUUGGAGUUCAAGCCUAAUUGUCCAUCGACGUAUCCAUACAGGGGAGAAACCAUAUAAGUGUGAGGACUGUGGAAAGAGCUUUGCUCAGAGUGCAGAUCUUAACGCCCAUCGACGUAUCCAUUCAGGGGAGAAACCAUUUAAAUGUGUGGACUGUGGAAAGUGCUUUACUUGGCGUGCGCAGCUUACUGUCCAUCGACAUAUCCAUACAGGGUAGAAACUAUGUAAGUGUGAGGGCUGUGGAAAGAGCUUUGCUUAGAGUACAGCAUGUUACAUCCAUCAAUGUAUCCAUUCAGGGAAAAAGCCAUAUAAUUGUGAGGACUGUGGAAAGCACUUUGUUCAGAGUACAGAUUUUAACGUCCAUCAACGUAUCCAUUCAGAGGUGGAACCAUAUAAAUCUGUGGACUGUGGAAAGAGCUUGUUCAGAGUGUAUACCUUGAUGUCCAUCAAUGUAUCCAUAUAGGGGAGAUACCAUAUACCGUAUACCCUGCAGCUGUGGACAAGUUUACAUCGGGACCACAAAGCGUAGCAUCCGACAAGAAUAAAAGAACAUGAAAGACACUGCAGACUUGGACAACCUGAAAAAUCAGCAGUGGCUGAACAUAGCCUAACUCAAACAGGACACAGUAUCUUAUUCCAGGACACCAAAAUACUGGACAACACUUCCAACUACUUUGUCAGACUGCACAGGGAAGCCAUUGAAAUUCACAAGCAUAAGCACAAUUUCAACAGGAAAGAAGAGACUUUAAGAAUGAAUAGAGCAUGGUUUCCAGUCCUGACAAACACCGCUAACAAAACACUCUAUCCCCGACAAUAGCCCUGCAGAGAAGAUUAGCACAUCAAGCACCAAUCCAUAUGCAAAAGAACCUCCUCAGGAUACAGUGAAGCCUCCCUCCAUUAGCAUUCCAAACUCAUUCCGAAAUCUUACAGGAUGACUCAGCUCAACCCCACCCCUCCUGAGUAGAUAUAAAUGACCUGCCAACAUCUUUUCCACACUGUGACACUGAGAGAUCUCUGUCUUUUGGUGCUACACCUCUGAAGAUGCCAGCCACAGCUGCUGGCGAAACGUCAGGAACUACCAUGCCAAGACCAUGGCUGUACUGCCUGGAAAAUCCACAACAACCAAAGCAACUAGGGUUGAAGACAUUUGAGAAAGUUCAGGAGCUCCAAAGGUAAGUAUCCAUGACAAUGGUUCUUCUCUGGCAGACAGACCGAUAAGCUUUCCCAGGACAGGGAGAGGAGCAGGCAGCCACAGUUGCUAACGUCAAUGUUCAAACAGUGGCACACACAGGUCAUGAGAGUCGGGCUGCUCAGAAGACGCUGCUCAUCCGUCCGACACCAUCUGUGAAGAAAGCACACCAUAAUUAUACAUUGAGUUACUCUAUGAAAUUGAACAUUAUUCACUUACCUGAUUGAGACUUACUUUUGGAUCCUUGAUAUACCUGUUGAAUGGCCUGACAUUUAUUGUUUCACUGGAGAUUUGUGGCUGGAUCCUAUGUUGCUUCAUUGAUUGCACCUGUUAAAUAAU